Messenger RNA from Spizellomyces punctatus DAOM BR117, 1000 nucleotides. Its product is annotated as DNA primase subunit PRI1. Lineage: Eukaryota; Fungi; Chytridiomycota; Chytridiomycetes; Spizellomycetales; Spizellomycetaceae. The transcript has 8 exons. Gene Ontology annotation, cellular component: alpha DNA polymerase:primase complex. The coding region runs from base 69 to 902 and encodes 277 amino acids. The record is from RefSeq and is a predicted model, not a curated record. Gene Ontology annotation, biological process: DNA replication, synthesis of primer.
GGGAUAAAAAGACGAUUCAACCGGGUGCGUUUAAACCACUGGAAAGGGAGUUGGUGUUUGAUAUUGAUAUGACGGAUUAUGAUGAGAUUCGGACGUGUUGUAGUGGUGGGGAUGUGUGUAGGGUGUGUUGGGAUUUCAUGACGGUUGCGAUUAAAGUUGUGCAUAAGACAUUGACGGAUGAUUUUGGGUUUAAGAACUUGUUGUGGGUGUACAGUGGACGACGGGGUGUACAUUGUUGGGUAUGUGAUGAACGGGCCCGAAAAAUGCCAUCAGAGGGACGACGAGCUAUUGUGAGUUUUCUGGAAGUGAUCAAGGGAGGUGAAAACGCUGGACGUAAAACCAAUUUACCCAAAUCCUUGCAUCCUUCUUUACGACGCGCGUACGAGGUCCUUGUCCCCCAUUUCCGCAAAACCGUCGUAGAAGGCAUGCAAGUCCUCUCGGUACGCGACCAUUGGACCAAACUCCUUGCCCUUGUUCCUGAUGAAGAUGUACGAAAGCGGUUGGAUCAGCAGUGGAGUACCCGUGAACGAUCCAAUGAAUCGAGAUGGGAAGAUUUGGUAUCUGAAUUGAAUUCCAAAAAGAAAUCGUUGUAUAAUGUGGAACGUGAUAUUAUUUUCCAAUACACGUAUCCGCGUUUGGACUCGAAUGUAUCGAUUGGGUUGAACCAUUUGUUGAAAGCUCCUUUUUGUGUGCAUCCUAAAACGGGUAAAGUGUGUGUCCCAAUGGACCCGGACCGAUGUGAAGAGUUUGAUCCAAUGGAUGUACCUACUUUGGAAAGUGUACUCAAUGAUGAAGGGACUAGUAAACGGAUUGGUGUUGAGAGGUUUUGUAAAGUCUUUUUGAGGGGGGUUGGUGAGGAGGUUCGGAGGGGGUUGAAGGAGAGGAAUAUAUUAGAGUUUUGAAAUGAAUAUGCGGGAAUUUAAUUAUGUGAAUGUUGUUUUUAUGGGUUUUUAUGUGGCAGAUUACACACUUUCAAAUGUGAGAAGACGAACGACCACCA